Octodon degus (degu) is the source of this 303-nucleotide messenger RNA. RefSeq names its product parathyroid hormone 2 (gene Pth2). The coding region runs from base 1 to 303 and encodes 100 amino acids. Gene Ontology annotation, biological process: neuropeptide signaling pathway. The record is from RefSeq and is a predicted model, not a curated record. The transcript has 2 exons. Lineage: Eukaryota; Metazoa; Chordata; Mammalia; Rodentia; Octodontidae. Gene Ontology annotation, cellular component: extracellular region.
AUGGAGACUCGCCAGGUGUCCCCGAGCCCCCGGAUGCGGCUGUUGCUGCUUCUGCUUCUGCUCGUGCCCUGGGGCACCCGCACCGCCUCGGGUAUCGCUCUGCCCCUCGCGGGGGUCCUCAGCCCUCGCACCUCCCGCCAGGCCCGGGCGGGUCCGGCCACCCCGGUGUCUGUGUCGCAGCGCAGCCUGGCGCUGGCGGACGACGCGGCCUUCCGGGAGCGCGCUCGGCUGCUGGCCGCCCUUGAGCGCCGCCACUGGCUGAACUCGUACAUGCAUCGGCUGCUGCUGCUAGAUGCGCCCUAA